AUGGUGGACGGGCACGCAGCACCCCCGGCCGAGGCUUCUGCUCACGCCGCUGGUCAGGCUGAUGGGCCUGCUCCAGUGCAAGCAGAUGUGCGUCAUGCCAACGCCGGCCACGGCCACGACUAUAAUGCCCCUACAAGCGAGAAGGGCUCCAGCCGUGGACGGAUAACACCGCGACCAACAUUCCUGGAGAAUCUCGCCGAUUCUCGAGAUUCCCAAUUCAUGUUAAAUCGGCAAGAUUCGGAUGAUAUUGAUCGUUACUUUCACGGCCCGAGAGAUCUCGAUAAGCAUUCAAAAUGGCCCAUCAUGCUCCGUAUGCAUGGCAGUAUAUCGCCAAAAUUGAUCCUUCCUAUUGCCUUCGUCGCCGGCUGGUCCACUUGUAUAACUUUAAUUUGUCGUUUUGUCCAUAAUAUUGCUGUUGAUAACAUCCUCCUCACCGUUUUGGGUUUUGUCGUUGGUUUGUCGCUUUCUUUCCGAAGUUCCACUGCAUAUGAAAGAUGGGCGGAUGGCCGGAGAUACUGGUCAUUGCUCAUCCAGACAGCUCGCAACCUGUCUCGCACCAUUUGGGUGAACACGGCGGAGCGAGAAGAUGAGGAGGAAGGAAAGGUGGACUUGCUAAGGAAGCUGACGGCUAUCAACCUAAUCAUAGCCUUUGCAAUUGCUUUGAAGCACAAGCUGCGGUUCGAGCCAGAUGUCGGGUACGAAGAUCUAGCGGGCCUAGUUGGUUAUCUCGACACCUUCGCCAAGGAGGCUCACGACCGCCAGGUUCUCCAGCCUAGGAGGAAAACACUUUGGAAGUCGGCUGGUGAAUACUUAGGCAUUUCAUUCGCGGAAUCGAACCCUAGGAAACUCAUCAAGCGCUCGAAGAAGCCCUUGGGCCAUUUGCCCCUGGAGAUUCUCAACCAUAUCUCGGCCUAUGUCGACUCAGUUAUCGAGAACGGAACUCUCUCCAUCAGCCUUCACCAGUCUCAAGCUAUCACCUACCUCGCUCAGUUGAACGAAGUCGUUACCGGCACCGAGCGUGUCCUCGACACCCCGCUACCGGCUGCCUACAGCAUCGCAAUCGCCCAAAUCGCGUGGAUAUAUGUCCUCGUUCUCCCAUUCCAGCUGUACGACUCCCUGGGCUGGGUCACCAUUCCCGGAUCAAUCGUUGCCGCGUACAUAAUCCUCGGUCUUGCAACCAUCGGCAGCGAAAUCGAGAACCCCUUCGGCCACGAUGUCAACGAUCUCCCCCUCGACACAUACUGCAGACAGAUCGCUCUCGAAAUGGACAUCGUCACUGCCAACCCGGCACCCAAGGUUGAGGACUUCUCCUCUCGCGAGGACAACUACGUCCUUUUCCCCCUCAGCACAUCGGGCCAGCCGGAAUGGAAGAACCGCAGUGUUGAUGAUAUCCGUGCCGCUUUGCGUGCGAAAGUGGUUGCAAAUCCCGACUCUACUUCGUCACAUACAUCGACCGUGGUUGAACAAGUCAAUGCGAAGUUCAACAAGACGGCCUCGGUAUAA
This is a messenger RNA of Aspergillus puulaauensis, 1503 nucleotides long. Its product is annotated as UPF0187 domain membrane protein. The record is from RefSeq and is a predicted model, not a curated record. The transcript is spliced from 5 exons. The coding region runs from base 1 to 1503 and encodes 500 amino acids. Gene Ontology annotation, molecular function: chloride channel activity. Lineage: Eukaryota; Fungi; Ascomycota; Eurotiomycetes; Eurotiales; Aspergillaceae.